Messenger RNA from Hevea brasiliensis (rubber tree), 1105 nucleotides. Its product is annotated as SNF1-related protein kinase regulatory subunit beta-1. Bases 56 to 931 code for a protein of 291 amino acids. The transcript is spliced from 4 exons. The record is from RefSeq and is a predicted model, not a curated record. Lineage: Eukaryota; Viridiplantae; Streptophyta; Magnoliopsida; Malpighiales; Euphorbiaceae. Gene Ontology annotation, molecular function: protein binding.
AUUGUGUUUUGAGAUUAUCGAUAAAAGAAAAUUUGAUUUGGGAAGAAGAGGAUAGAUGGGAAAUGUAAACGGGAGAGAAGACGGAGAGAACAGGGCUGAUGGGAACGGAUCCAACGGUGAAUCAACCAUCCGAGCUGCCUAUUCCCAUCGAACGGUUGUUUCUUCCGAUUCCAUGGCUAAUGUUAACAACAACAAUACUAAUAAUUACAGUAAUGCGACGCCGCCUCACAGCCCUGCUCGCUCCGCUUCCCCUCUUUCAUUCGCUUCUCAGGUUCCUGUAGCUCCCUUGCAGAGGCCUGACGGACCACCCUUUUUAAAUCAGAUGUGGCAAAAUGAAUCUUCUAGAGUUGUUGAUCAUCCUCCUCAACAAGGAAUCCCGACCAUUAUCACCUGGAACUAUGGUGGUAAUGAAGUGUUUCUGGAGGGAUCUUGGGACAACUGGAUGUCAAGGAAGCAAUUGCAAAGAUCUGGUAAGGAUCACUCUCUUCUGCUGGUCCUCCCAUCAGGUAUAUACCAUUAUAAGUUCAUUGUAGAUGGGGAGUGGAGAUAUAUUCCAGAUCUUCCUUUUGUAGCUGAUGAGAUGGGCCGUGUUUGUAAUCUUCUUGAUGUUAAUAAUUAUGUGCAAGAAAACCUAGACAGUGUGGCUGAAUUUGAGGUUCCACCGUCCCCAGACUCCACUUAUGGUCAGUCAUUUCCGACUGAGGAAGAUUUGGCAAAAGAGCCAUUAGUUGUUCCACAACAGCUGCAUCUUACUGUUCUUGAUAUGGAUAAUUCAAAUGAAGUUUCUUCAUCAAAGCCCCAACACGUUGUGCUUAACCACCUUUUCAUUGAGAAAGGAUGGGCAUCUCAGUCUCUAGUUGCUUUGGGACUAACACAUAGGUUCCAGUCCAAAUUUGUCACUGUUGUCCUUUAUAAGCCUGUCAAACGGUAGCACUCAGCACCCUCCUUUUUCAAGCUUCUUGGUAAAGAAUAGAUAAUCACUUCUAAAAUUAUGGCCUUUGUGAAUGUAUCUCUAUUUAUAGUAUGCUCAAGACUUCUUCAUACUUACGUUUGAUCUGUUGUAGUUUUGAACUCUUCAUUUUUCAAGCAUUUUGCUCCCUUUUAA